GGGAGCGGUGGCGCAUCUUUACGGACCGCUGCUGGAAUAAGGGGGGUUCUCUAUCAUGUGAACCAUCCGGCCUUUUCUUUUGCCAGCCACGGCAGUCGCAUCUGAAAUCAAGACUGCGUGGACGAGGAAGAAAAGAUAGGCGAGUUUCGGUGUUGAUAUUUGGGCUCGAGUGAAAGUGGGACUAGGCGUUUGGAUGCCUAUUUGUUUUGCUAGGCGUUAUGUGGCAGGGGGUGGUCAAUCGCCACCGAAACGCUGGUUUCUGGCCAAACACCAUUCUGUUCUAUAGCUCGUCCUCGGCCUUGUUCGCCUGAAUUUAAUUUCCUUCGCUGAUUUUUUCGUUUUGUACAUCACAGCUCUUUUUUUGGCCUGAAAAGAUGCAGCAAGCUUGAGGACAUCCUUGAUAUUCGCUGACUGCCUUCGCCGCUGCCAUGACGAACGCAGGCUUUCUCUCGGGCACGGCUCAGCCGGCCGCCUCUCAGGCAGAUUGACUGACUGGGUCGUGGUCGCAGCCGCCAGAGAGGCCGAUGCCGACGGCUCAUCGCCGGAGCUCGGUUCUGUAAAUAUCACCCACAAUAAUCAUCAAUAAUAGUCAAGAACCUCAGGGAAAAAAUGUCCUCGCGGUCUGCAUUACCACCUGGGAACGAACGGAGCUCAGAUCAUCAUGCUUCGCUGGUGGUGAGCCGCUCCGAGAAGGGCACAAGCGUGUCGAGUCGCUCGCUGGGCGCUCGCGUCCGCGGCUCCAUGGCCUCAUGUUCGGACGAGCAACCGCACAUCGGCAACUACCGCCUCCUCAAGACCAUCGGCAAGGGCAACUUCGCUAAAGUCAAGCUGGCGCGCCACACCUUAACUAGCAGAGAGGUCGCAAUAAAGAUUAUUGACAAAACUCAGCUGAACCCAACCAGCCUACAAAAGCUCUUUCGAGAAGUGAGAAUCAUGAAAAGCUUACAUCACCCCAACAUCGUGCAACUGUUUGAGGUGAUCGAGACUGAAAAAACACUUUAUCUAAUAAUGGAGUACGCCAGUGGAGGUGAAGUAUUCGACUACCUCGUGUCACAUGGGAGAAUGAAGGAAAUAGAAGCCAGAGCCAAAUUCCGGCAGAUCGUGUCUGCUGUUCACUACUGCCACCAGAAAAACAUCGUCCACAGAGACCUGAAGGCUGAGAACCUUCUGCUGGACGCAGAUGCCAACAUCAAGAUUGCCGACUUCGGCUUCAGUAAUGAGUUUACGCUGGGCAGCAAGCUGGACACCUUCUGCGGCUCGCCGCCCUACGCCGCACCGGAGCUCUUCCAGGGCAAGAAGUAUGACGGGCCGGAGGUAGAUAUUUGGAGCCUGGGUGUUAUACUCUACACGCUCGUCAGCGGUUCACUACCCUUCGACGGCCAGAACUUGAAGGAAUUGCGUGAGCGUGUGUUGAGAGGGAAGUACCGUGUGCCCUUCUACAUGUCCACUGACUGCGAGGGCAUCCUUCGUCGCUUCCUGGUGCUCAACCCGAGCAAACGCUGCACCCUGGAGCAAAUAAUGAAGGACAAAUGGAUUAAUGCUGGCUACGAGGGCGAUGAGCUGAAGCCUCAUUCUGAGCCCGCUGCCGACUACAGUGAUGGACAACGCAUCGAGGUGAUGGUGGGGAUGGGCUUCACCCCAGAGGAGAUAAAGGACUCUCUUCUCAAUCAGAAGUACAACGAGGUGUCUGCCACCUACCUGCUGCUGGGCAUCAAGACUGAGGACGGUGCUGAGCCCGGCAGGUCCGGCAGCAUGACCCUGCCCCGCGUGCGGCCCAGCCCCAUCACCAACGGCACCAAUAAGCACUCCUCCGCCACCGGCUCCUCUUCCUCCUCCUCCUCCUCCUCCCACAGCAAGACCCAGCGCAGCAGCUCCACCUACCACCGCCAGAGACGUCACAGCGACUUCUGUGGCCCCAGCAUGCCGGUGAUGCACCCCAAGCGGAGCCCCACCACGGGCGGGGAGCGGGACCUGCGGGAGAGCCGCAUGCCGCCGCGCAAGGCCAGCUGCAGCGUGAUGGGCAGCCGCAGCCUGCCGCCCUCCAGCCCCAUGGUCAGCAGCGCCAACAACCCCAACAAGGCCGAGAUACCCGACCGCCGCAAGGAGAUGACCGCCACCACCAAUAACAUCCCGGGCAGCGCCAUGACCCGCCGCAACACGUACGUGUGUACAGACCGCUCCAACACCGACAGACACUCACUGCUGCAGAACGGCAAGGAGAACAGUUCACUGUCGCACCGCUUGCCGCCCACCUCCCCGUCGACGCUGAGCAUGGCGGGGGCGGGCGCCUCGUCCUCCUCCUCCUCGGGCGAGCGCUGCCGGCUGACGCGGGGCUCCACCAUCCGCAGCACCUUCCACGGGGGCCAGCUGAGGGACCGCGUGCCCCCCACCUACGGCGGAGGAAGCGGCGGGGCGCCCCCCACCUCGCCCACGCUGUCCCACCAUCACCACCACCACCACCACCACGAGGCCGGCGCCCUGCCGCCGCACGCGCGCAGCCGGGCCACCUCCAACCUCUUCAGCAAGCUCACCUCCAAACUCACGCGCAGGGUCGCAAAUGAACCUGAGGGAGUCUGCAGACCUUCGGUCACAGGUGGCCAUCUACCUGGGUAUUCGAAAGCGCCCGAGCCCCGGUACAUCGGAGGCGGGGGGAGCGGGCGUUGGUGGGGGGGGGAUUUGGGGGGUGGGGGUGGGGUUGCGGUGUGUGCUCCGCCCCGGGCGCCGGCGGAGGUGGUGGUGGCGGUGCGGGAGGCGGCGCGGGGCUGCGGUUGCCAGGUGCGUCACACGGGGCCCUUCCUGCUCUGCUGCAGCCGACAGGCCGAGGGCGGGGCUGGGGGCGGGGCCGGGGCCGGGGGCGGAGGUGGAGUGGGCGCCAGCGUGGCCUUNCAGGCGGAGGUGUGCCAACUGGCCAGCGGCGGGGGAGGCGCCGGCCCCGAGGCCAACGGAGUACGCUACACCCGCCUGUGGGGGGCGCCGCUCGCCUUCCGGCACCUCGCCACGCAGAUUUCCAAGGAGGUGGAGCUUUGAGAGACUUCAGGAGAGAGAGAA
Messenger RNA from Engraulis encrasicolus (European anchovy), 3048 nucleotides. It is a transcript of the gene mark4a, whose product is annotated as MAP/microtubule affinity-regulating kinase 4a. Gene Ontology annotation, biological process: microtubule cytoskeleton organization; intracellular signal transduction; protein phosphorylation. NCBI's taxonomy places the organism in Eukaryota, Metazoa, Chordata, Actinopteri, Clupeiformes, Engraulidae. The transcript is spliced from 19 exons. The record is from RefSeq and is a predicted model, not a curated record. Gene Ontology annotation, molecular function: protein serine/threonine kinase activity; tau-protein kinase activity; ATP binding. Gene Ontology annotation, cellular component: cytoplasm. Bases 610 to 3027 code for a protein of 805 amino acids.